GGGUCAAUCUUAGGCACAAAUGGGCCCUUGCUAUGGAGACAGACCCUUUUUAUCCCCCCAUUACCACCCAACUUUGGGAGGGGGGCUGGCAGACCUUCAACCAGAAGAAGAAAAGAUGUUGGAGACACUGAGGAGAAAAAGAAACAAAGAAAAGGGAAACAACCCAUGAAGAUGAAGAGACAAAAACCAACUGUCACAUGCAAGAAAUGUGGUGUACCUGGGCAUAAUUCAAGAUCCUGUGACAAGAGAAAGGAGCAAGAGUUGGAAGCCCAAAGUCAACUAACACAAGAACAAAACAAAAGUCCAUUGCAAAGAGCUUUUGAAACAAUUCUUGAAACAAAGAGGAAGAAUGCUGAAAGUUAUGAAAAGGCUAAAAAGAGAUCUGCUUAUGGUCUUAAACCUAAUACUAAUCCCACACUUCUGCCACCAGUGAUAGCUAAUGAAGAUGAAGGUGAAGCUGUUGAUUUGGAGUCUCUAAGACCAGAAUGUGAAGAGUAUCAGAUUCCAAAGAGUGCAAACAGAGCUGGGCCUACACCUCACCAGCAAUUACAAAUGUCUCAAGGAAAAAGUCAAGGA
Molecule: messenger RNA, 576 nt
Organism: Striga asiatica
Lineage: Eukaryota; Viridiplantae; Streptophyta; Magnoliopsida; Lamiales; Orobanchaceae
Source: the annotation of a GenBank genome assembly